AAGAAAAAUGGUGAAUAUUUUAACCAUUGCAAGAAUGCUGUAACAUUAAUGAUGAAGUCAUAAGCAUUUUCAGAUUGAUUGUUCCUCCUUUCAUCUUUGGCAUUUCUUGCAUAAGGUUUGCUUCAAUUCUGCGUUGACUUUCUACUACUCUCUACAUUAUUUUUCCUUUUUGUUCUUUUUUAGAUUGAUUGUUCCUCCUUUGUUCAUGAACCACAUUUCUCUUCCACUGACCCCCAUAUCUACUACGGCUAGAUCUGCGUCCUAAGAAGCCGGCCUGAUCCUCCCUCUUGUUGCCUUUGUUCUUGCCGAUGAGCAUUCUGGUGCUUCCCCCAUCGGCCCUAGUGGAGGACAUUUCUGGUCAAUUGUUUGUGGUUUUGGAUACUGGAUAGCGCGGCUAUGGAUCUGGAUGGAGGAGGUGCCGCUUCCGUGAACAACAACAGGGUUACCGUGCCGGCUGGGGCUGCAAGCGUCGGACCUGAUGCUGUGGCGUCUCUCUAACAGGUGAAUCCAAUGGGCUGCAUGUUGAUGGCUUGGGGUUCGGCUAAGGCCACAGCUGGCCCAGGAGGGCCUUUAAGCCCAACAUCUAAGGCGUUUUGGGAGGCCGGCAUAGAGGAAGACGUGCGUUUUAUUUUUUAUUUUUUAUUUUUAUGAAGAAAGAAAAAACACGGAUUCCCGUCUGGCGCCUGGGCCUUCCUCCAACUGACACCUGUCAUGCACGCUCAUGCAUGUGUGUAUAAACUGGUGAGGAAUCCGCAGUGCGAAGACUACAGAGUCCCCCGGCGCCAACAUUUGGAGCUCGCAUUCCGGUGCUGUUCGAGGAAGACCUCCUCAGAAAAGAACACCGAAUCAGUUCCAUGGCCAAGUCUUUUUCACGAAACGCUAAAUUUGAAAAUGCGGCUGGUAGAGCAAUGAAAGUGGAAGUGCGACGGGAUCCUGGCAACUUUCUAGAGUUUGAAUUUGUAAUUCCAUCUGGUGACCACAAAUAUAUGUGCUAUGAGGAUCUUCGCAUUGAAUAUAAUCGAGACCGUCCUGUAGAUGUAGUUAUUUACCUUGAAGGUGCUAGGGAAUUGGGUGAAACACAUAUACUACCUGCUGAUAUAAGGGCAAAUGAGAAACUCGAGUUUAACUUCUUGAAUGGUGCUAUCACCAUCACCCGUACUAGGGGACAUUUCAUCUCAAGGCUCGGGUUAAUUAUCAAAUUGAAACAAGUAGCUGAACAGAUUAAGUCGCGGGGGAAGUAGAUUGGACAGAUUCGGAGGAAACAUAAGAAGUUCUAUGAAAAUGAUAUCACAUACACAUACUUGUAUGUUUUUACCUUGUUUGCUCACUUUUCCUUUGGUAUAUGAACUAUAUAUAGAUUUUGGUUUGGCUUGUGUUAAUUGUUAGGGAAGGGUGUGAUUUGUAUGUAGUUGGAGGGUGUUACAAUUUAAAGUUUGGUGGUCCAGAGGGGUGUAGUUUGGGGGUGAAAAGUGUGUUUUCCUUAUUUUUUUGGUGGAGAUGAGGACACUAAAGUUUUCCAUAUUUGUUUGUCUUUUUCUUUUUUGUGUGAUGUCUCAUAUGCAUA
Molecule: messenger RNA, 1564 nt
Organism: Corylus avellana
Lineage: Eukaryota; Viridiplantae; Streptophyta; Magnoliopsida; Fagales; Betulaceae
Source: RefSeq, a predicted model, not a curated record